This is a messenger RNA of Camponotus floridanus (Florida carpenter ant), 2993 nucleotides long. It is a transcript of the gene sstn, whose product is annotated as transcription initiation factor TFIID subunit 1. Gene Ontology annotation, biological process: establishment of epithelial cell polarity. The transcript has 5 exons. Bases 425 to 2806 code for a protein of 793 amino acids. The record is from RefSeq and is a predicted model, not a curated record. Lineage: Eukaryota; Metazoa; Arthropoda; Insecta; Hymenoptera; Formicidae.
ACAAGGUGCAGCUGCAACUAUGCUGGUAAAAAAGUUAGUAGCGUUUUGGCUCUUGUAGUAAAAGAAGAAGUGUUUAUAGAGCAACAAAAAAAAACGUGACUCGAACGUUCAAAGUUUUCAAGUCGUAUGUAUUCUUCGAUUGUUUUUUAUGCAUAUAUCCUGUUACAUCUUUGAAGGAUCAAAAGCAUCGUUAUUUUAUUAAAAUUCCUGGUGUACCAAUGAUUUGUAUCGUAUUGACUAUUGAAUCUUUAUGUAUAAAGAUACUUGAUUUUUAAAAAUCAAAUUUCUUGUAAUAUACUUUAGCGUUACUUUUGUUAGGUCACAAAAUGGCAUUAUAAUUUAAGAUAUGCUGUUAUCAAAAUAUAUUAAUUAAAGCAUAUGAAGAGAUUGCAGCUGACCCACUUGUUUUAUCUUUGUUAAUAAUAUGGUGAUGGCAGGAAACGAAAAUGCGCCAGGUGCCUUGGCAGAUGACGCAUUAUCCGCAAGACUACAAUGGUUACGCCAACGCCGAGAGGCUUUGCAAGAGAAACUUGCACAAAAAAAUAGUGAAUUGAAAAACUUGUGUGUGGAGGAGGCAGAGAUAACGGGAGUUUUACCUCCAGAAAUACCUUUGGAGCCUGGGGAAAGUCCUCCAACUUUUCGGAGGAAAGACAUUACAUUUAUAUACCCACAAAAAUCAGUUAAUGUAUUGAAAACAGCCGAUACUGAAGAGUCAGAAUUGGAAUUGGAGAAGCAGGUACAACUCGAAAUUAUGGAAACUGCAUUGAAUAUUGUGAAUGACUCUACAGAGAGCAAGGCUACACGUCGCAAGCACAGAUUUGCUUAUCAGCAAAGUCAGCGACGACUGCAAGAAUUAGAAACAGAGUUGAACUUUAUAAGACAGAGUCGUGGAAAAACCCAUCGAUCGGCGCAAUUACCGAUCCACACAGGAAAUUAUAAUACGCAAUCACAUUCGCACGUUAAUGUAAAACACAGGACGAAAAAGCCACGACCACCGUUAGAUAGUACAGGAAACGAAAUAAGUACUCCAAAAUUUGCUGGAAGAGGUAUACUCCAUGAACCUGGUAUCAGUCUAAGUCCGUUAGGACCUGAAGACAAAUGUAUUCCUGAUAAACCAAAUACAUAUUCCGGACAUAGCUACGAGGAGCAAUCGAAUAUAUCGAACAUCUGCAAUCAUCAUUAUCAUAGUGGUACUUAUCCCGGUGCGAGCCCUGUCGAUCAUUCAAACAUUAAGAUGGUCGAGCAUGAUCACAAUGAGAAUCACAACAUUUACAUCUUGUCGGAUCAAUAUCGCGUUCGUACGUAUUCCCACGGAAGCGGAGGAUCUCGCGGACAUUAUCCAGAUACCGAAAGAACUUAUCGACCUUACAUGCCGAAUACCUACACUGAGGAUGAGCGUCAAAUGCGUUAUCGACAACUCCAGCAUCUGCAACAGAAACAAUUACAGGAGAGUCACAGAUCGCAAUACACAGGUUCCAUCGAGUAUAAGCAUCUGGAUAACGCAGAUAUCGUACGAAGAACGAGUCAGGGAACUUACGAGAAAGAUUUUCGUGCAUCACAUUAUACGCCUAUCACCGAUUACCAAGUUCAUUACAAAAAUAGCGCGCACGCUCAGCCUUUACUGAGGCGAGACCGCGAUUCGUCUUCGUCCAGCGGUAAAAAUAUCCCGCGGCACACUGCAAUUAGCAAUGCGUCAAUCGAGACGCAACUACUAUCUGGCUAUUGGGUGCGUCACAAUGAUGACAUUCACUGGGUAAGCGUCGACGAACCCGAUAGAUUUGGCAGUUUAGACCGCAGACGGCGGAAUGCUUACUACAAUAGUAGUGGUGCGAAUUCGGACGUGCAAUCGCGUUAUCGCACAGUCGCCGUGACAGGCGUCAAAGGAACCGCUAGCAGUAACAUCGUCACAUCAUCCCAACAGCAUCAUUCUGUUCAUCUGUUGCCGUUGGCCGAACAACAAAUGCCGUUAGCGAACAGCAAUCAUAACAAGAUGCUGCUACGUACGCAAUCUUUGGGAAGUGUGGAGACGUGGCAGUCGAAUUAUUUUCAUGAUUCACACGACGGUAAAGAUGCGCCAGCCGCAGAAUAUCCCAAUAAUAAUAAUAAUAAUAAUAAUAAUCGUAAGAAUCGUCAGAAGGAAUGGUACGAAACAUCCGUAGAUUCAGGAGCGAGUGCGGGUUUAGAUCGUAAUUUGAUUGUUGCUCAUAAGAAUACGGUCGCUUAUCAAUCAAGUCCUCCGCCAGUUCGUAUCAAGACAGGCAAUGAAAACGGAAAGGACAAUCAAAGUGGUGCGGCAUUGCCUAAUAUGAGUCCGGUGAAUCGCCACAAUAGGGAUAAGUCCGAGGAGUGUCGGCAACUCACAAAACAACCACACGCUCGUUACGAUCAGUCUGUGACGAGACCGAAGAUGCUGGAGAUACCGGCCGAAUCGAAACCAUCUUUAGAUGUUUGCGAUGAUGCGAUACGACCACCACUAGGUUCACCGCAGAAUUGCACAGUUGUGCAACCAGGGAAAUAUCAGCCGUAUAGAGAAGUGACGAAGCCUUUUGAAAUGUCGGACUUUUACAAGUAUUCGACGAAAUUCCGCAAAAGGAACGAAGCCGCUACGCAAUCUCAAACUAGAAACGAUUCUCCUCUACAGGAGAACCGUCCUACGGAAAUUAGCUCUAGCGAUUUGUCUAGGAAUCCCAAUACUUAUAAUUUCGCACAAAACAUUGAUAAUGUUACCGCCAGUCCAGUACAAAGAAGACUCUAUCAGCCUGUGCAGCGCAUGACUUGUCAACCUUAUCUCUCAUCGUUGAGAUAAUUACAUAUCUCACAGGACAUAUACUUCAUUCAUGCCUGUCACUAUUUUUAUUACACAUACAUACACUCACACGCUUACAAAAUUUAAUCGAAGAAAAACUGGUCCUAAAUAUUUCUUUUUUAGACAACGCACUAAUAUAAGAUAUACAUACAUAUAACAAAAAUUUAUAAUAAUUUGUCGACACUGC